Molecule: messenger RNA, 722 nt
Organism: Culicoides brevitarsis
Lineage: Eukaryota; Metazoa; Arthropoda; Insecta; Diptera; Ceratopogonidae
Gene: NC2alpha
Product: dr1-associated corepressor
Exons: 2
Coding region: 64-558 (164 amino acids)
Biological process (GO): transcription by RNA polymerase II
Cellular component (GO): negative cofactor 2 complex; nucleus
Molecular function (GO): protein heterodimerization activity; RNA polymerase II general transcription initiation factor activity; core promoter sequence-specific DNA binding
Source: RefSeq, a predicted model, not a curated record
AUUUCAUUCGUCUCAAAAAGUUGUCAGGAGACUUGGUAAACAAAAUAAAAGAAAUUCACAAAAAUGCCCUCAAAAAAGAAGAAAUAUAACGCCAGAUUCCCUGCUGGUCGCAUCAAGAAAAUCAUGCAAACGGACGAAGAAGUUGGAAAAGUCUCACAACACUGCCCCAUCAUGAUAUCGCGUUGCUUGGAGCUCUUUAUCGAAUCCCUGCUCUCCAAAACGGUGCGCGUCACAAAUGCCCGCAACUCGAAAACGCUGUCGCCGUCACACAUGAAAAUGGUGAUCGAAUCCGAGAAAAAUUUCGACUUUUUGCGCGAUUUGGUGAAAGAUGUGAAAGACGUCAAAGACAUGCCGCCGGAAGAGGAAAAUGGACAAAACCCAGAACCAGUUGCCGCGAUAAAUCUUCAUGUGGCUUCAACGACGUCGUCGCAACAACAAAUGCAGCCCGUGCAAACACAACCGCUCGCCUUGGUCGGGAAACGAAGUAGAAGUAACGGAAAUACCGCGGCGCAAGAAGAUGACGACGACGAAAGUGACGAGAGCGAUUCCUCAGACUGAUUUUUUUUCUAAAAAGAACCCCGUAUUUUGUAAGAGCGACGCGUAAAAGGCAUUUCUUAGGUGUCUUAAAAUUUAAGGAUUGUGUUUUGCCCCUUUUUAAAUUUUUUUUUUCAAUUUCUCAGACAAAAAAUAGCAAAUUAAGAAAUAAAAUUGAUGAAAAUUCA